Rhopalosiphum padi (bird cherry-oat aphid) is the source of this 1516-nucleotide messenger RNA. RefSeq lists its product as uncharacterized. Gene Ontology annotation, biological process: sensory perception of taste. NCBI's taxonomy places the organism in Eukaryota, Metazoa, Arthropoda, Insecta, Hemiptera, Aphididae. The transcript is spliced from 5 exons. The coding region runs from base 119 to 1264 and encodes 381 amino acids. Gene Ontology annotation, cellular component: membrane; neuronal cell body; dendrite. The record is from RefSeq and is a predicted model, not a curated record.
UGCACAAUGCGUAUAUGUUAACAAUUAUUAUAUCUAAUCGAUUAAAACCAACAUAAUUUCAAGUUUUACACGUUUAUAAUUUAACGGCAAUGUAUACUUUUUUAAUCAGUUAUCAAAAAUGAUUCCGCUCAUAUGUUUUUCUUCGCUUGUGUUCGGAAAUUGGUCGUUGAAAUGGAACGAAAAAGAUCAAAGAUUCGAGAUAUGUUAUUAUUUCUUUUUUACUUCAAUUUUUAUGAUAAUUUAUUUUUUCUAUUCAGUUUUUGCGUUGUUACAUAAUAUAAUAAAAGAUAAUUCCGGAACCGUUAAUCCGCAAUACUUAAUAAUUGCUUUGGCAUACUUCAUUCUCGGAGUUAUGGUUUUAAACAGGUUGAUAAACGCCGGUCACAGCGCGCGUUUCGCGGACGAGCUGAAGCGCGGCUGCGGCCGGACCGUGGAGUCGGGCAGACACCUGCUGGAGUUCUGGCUCCGGACCGUCGGGUCCGCGGCGCUGCUGUGCAUGGUGCACUUCAAGUACCGGUUGUUCACGGACAUGCCGACGGCCGCCAUCGCCGUGACCACAACGGUGCCGCUGUGCUGUUGCGUGUACUGCGGCUCGACGAUGGAGUGCCAGUACGCGGCGGCGUGCGGCGCGCUCGCCCAGGAGUUCGCGUCCGUCAACCGCCGGGCCGGAGACCUGGGCCGCGACCUACGCGACCAAUGGGCCGCCGCCGACCGGCUGAUCCGGCUGUCGGACGCGCACUGCCGUCUGGCCAGGCUCGUCCGGCUGUUCAACGACGAGUACGGCGCGCCGAUAUUCUUCACCACCGUCGGUCUGCUCCUCUGUCAGAUAUUCGCCAUGAACGACAUCGUCUCGGUGGUGGUCAUCAGCGACCUGUUCGACGCCACGUACGAGCGCUACACGUACGUGCUCGACGUGUUCACGUGGUCGUUCGCGUGGUUCCGGCUCUGGUGGAUAUGCUACCGGGCCGACGAGCUCGCGGCACAGGUUCACUUGACUGCAAAAAUAAUGCUUGAAAAUGAUAUAAAUUCAUUUCCAGAAAAGACAAGAAAAAUGGCUCUAGAUUUGUUAGAUCAAUUGCUUCAUCGUUACGUGAGAAUUACGGCGUGGGGGUUCUAUGAUGUUAAUAAGGAAUUACUUUUUAUGGUAUUAGGUUAUCAAUUUGGUUUGUGUUUGAUAUGCACUCAAUUUACGACUUCCGGCACACAACUAGUUAAUAACAUUACGACAGUUCAACCAAAUUCCACAACUGCUAUAGAAAAAUAGUCAUAAACCUUUGAAAACUAUAAUACUUAAAUAUUUUUCGGUAGUCAAUUACUCACCUACCUAAAUGCCAUUUAUUAUCAAUGCUAAUACCUAUUAUAUUUUUUUUUAAUCUUAUAUUUUUUUAAAUUUUAUAAAUUAUCUCAUGGCUAUAACGACAACGACACAAAUUGUUUUCUAUUUGUGUGUUUUAUUUAAACUUAUAUGUGUAGAAUACCAUUAAAAUUAUAGAAUUUUUAAAGAUGAUAAUGAUGU